Messenger RNA from Aureobasidium pullulans EXF-150, 3210 nucleotides. Its product is annotated as cytochrome P450. Gene Ontology annotation, cellular component: cytosol. The transcript is spliced from 3 exons. Gene Ontology annotation, molecular function: NADPH-hemoprotein reductase activity; flavin adenine dinucleotide binding; FMN binding. The coding region runs from base 1 to 3210 and encodes 1069 amino acids. The record is from RefSeq and is a predicted model, not a curated record. Lineage: Eukaryota; Fungi; Ascomycota; Dothideomycetes; Dothideales; Saccotheciaceae.
AUGUCUACACCUAUUCCUGGUCCAGCUGGCUGGCCUUUUCUUGGAAAUGUCAACGACAUCGAUCCUGAGGUUCCUAUCAAGUCGUUGAUGGACAUUGCGGACAAAUAUGGCUCUAUUUACAGCCUCUCAAUACUUGGAAAGCGUCGAGUAAUCGUCUCUUCGGUUGAGUUGAUGAAUGAAAUCUGCGACGAGAAGAGAUUCGGCAAGGUCGUCACUGCCGCUCUGGGAGAAGUCAGAAAUCUUACUGGAGAUGGCCUUUUCACAGCACACAAUGGCGAACACAAUUGGGAGGUUGCUCAUCGUGUCCUGGUCCCCGCUUUUGGACCGCUUAACAUUCGAUCCAUGUUCGACGACAUGAAGGACAUAGCAUCGCAACUGGUCAUGAAAUGGGCCCGCCACGGAAAUGAUUACAAAAUUCACGUCACAGACGACUUUACACGACUGACCUUGGACACCCUCGCCCUUUGCUCCAUGGACUAUCGAUUCAAUUCAUUCUACGCAGAGCAAAUGCACCCUUUCGUGGAUGCCAUGGUAAACGUUUUGUCAGAGUCAGGUGCACGUAUCAGAAGACCUGGCUUCUUGGCUGCCCUUUACCGUAAGGAAGAAUAUCAGUACUGGAAAGACAUCAAGUACAUGCGAGAGUUGAGUCUCGAGCUGGUGCAAAACCGCAAAAAACAUCCUGGGCAACGAAAGGACCUACUUCAUGCUAUGAUCCACGGCAAGGACCCGAGAAAUGGUGACUCUCUAAGCGACGACAGCAUCAUCGACAACCUAGUCACCAGUCUCAUAGCGGGCCAUGAAACUACGUCUGGUCUUCUAUCCUUCCUUUUCUAUUACCUGCUGAAAAAUCCAUCCGCCUACAAAAAAGCUCAAGAAGAGGUCGACCAAGUGAUCGGAGACGCAAGCAUCAAAGUUGAGCACCUGAGCAAGCUUCCCUACAUCAACGCAGUCCUGCGUGAGACAUUACGACUACAGCCUACUGCUCCCGCCUUCUCAAUUCAGCCCAACAACGAAGUCGACACUAUUGGUGGAGAAUACACCGUAUUCAAGGGAGAGCCCAUCAUUGCACUCCUACCAAAGAUUCACCGUGACCCGGCUGUCUACGGAGAAGAUGCCAACGAGUUCAAGCCUGAGAGAAUGCUCGACGAAAACUUCAACAAACUUCCCCCCAAUGCUUGGAAGCCCUUCGGCAAUGGCUCUCGCGCCUGUAUCGGCCGUCCCUUCGCAUGGCAAGAGGCUCAACUGGUGGUUGCGAUGCUGCUUCAAUACUUUGACUUCACUCUGGACGACGCAAAGUAUGACCUGCAGAUCAAAUCGACCUUGACCAUUAAGCCCAACCACCUUUACAUGCACGCUCAACUUCGUCACGGCAGAACCCCCACUCAACUCGAGCAAAUUCUCUCUUCGAAUGGAGCACCUGUCGCAACGCAGCAAUCUAGACCGCAUGGUGAGGCGGCCAGAGAGAGCGCUGGUGCUGGUGAUAGUAAGGGGCGACCCCUGACAAUUCUAUACGGAUCUAAUACCGGUACCUGCCAAGCCUUUGCUCAAGGACUUGCAGCUGAUGCUCCAUCUCAUGGUUUCAAGGUCACCAAAAUCGAUACCCUUGACUCUGCUAAGGAUAACCUACCAACAGACCAGCCAAUUGCAAUAGUCACAUGCUCAUACGAAGGUGAACCGGCAGACAAUGCUGCUCAUUUCUAUCACUGGCUCGAAUCACUUGAAGGAAAUUCGUCUGCAAAGGUCCAGUAUGCCGUCUUUGGAGCUGGCCACAGCGACUGGAAGAACACCUUCCACAAGAUCCCAACAGCGAUCGACAACAUUCUUCUUGCGCGUGGCGGAGAUCGCAUCUGCGAGAGAGGCUCAGCCAAUGCAGCGAACGGUGACAUGUUCAGCGAGUUCGAGAAGUGGGAAGAUGAAGUCUUCUGGCCUGCAAUGUCGAAGAAGUACGGAGGCGAUGGUGGUGCGACCGACUCAGCUGCCACUCAAAGCCUCACAGUUGAGGUCUCGAGUGUUCGAUCCUCCCACCUCCGUGCCGACGUAUACGAGGCUAGAGUUGUUGAUGCAAAGCUUCUUUCCAAGCCUGGUGCCUCGGAGAAAAGACACAUAGAAGUCGAGCUACCGGCUUCGGCAACCUACAGCAGCGGAGACUACCUGCAUGUACUACCUGUCAACCCAGCCGAGAGCGUGCAGCGUGUCAUGCGCAGGUUCAACCUCGCCUGGGACAGUGUCUUGACCAUCAAGGCUGCCGUAGGCACGAUUUUGCCUACCAAUGUUCCGAUCUCUGCCAACGACUUGUUUGGUGCCUAUGUUGAGCUUGGCCAGCCCGCAACCAAGAGAAAUGUAACGCUGCUUUUGGAUGCCUGCACAGAUGACGAGACCAAGAAGGAGCUCGUUCGACUUUCUGGUGAUGCCUUCAGCACGGAAAUUAGCGAAAAGAGAGUUUCGCUAUUAGACCUACUCAACCGCUUCCCUUCGGUACAACUACCUCUGGGUGCUUUCAUAAGCAGUCUGCCUCCCAUGCGCACCAGAUCUUACUCAAUCUCCUCAUCAAGCCUUGUCAGCCCUCACCGCGUUACUCUCACCUACGCUGUAUUACACCAGUCACACAUGAGCGGUAUGGGCGAGUAUGUCGGUGUAGCUAGUAACUACCUCUCCAAGCUCGCCACGGGAGACAAGUUGCACGUCGCCGUGCGCCCCUCAAACCAGGCUUUCCAUCUGCCCACCGACUACGAAAACACACCCGUCAUCAUGAUCUGCGCCGGCACGGGCCUCGCACCCUUCCGUGGUUUCGUACAGGAAAGAGCCGCUCAGGUCGAAGCUGGGCGCAAGCUCGCACCUGCUCUUCUCGUUAUCGGCUGCAGAAGCCCCGACGAGGAUGAGCUCUACCGUGAGGACUUUGACAAGUGGGAAGCUACAGGUGCCGUCAAGAUUCUUCGUGCUUACAGCAGAAAAUCAGACGCCAGCGGAGGAUCAAAGUAUGCACAGGACGCCUUGUGGGAGCACCGUAAGGAAGCUCUCGAGCUUUGGGAUGCCGGCAGCAGAGUUUACGUCUGUGGUAGCCGUGGCCUUGAGCGCAGUGUACAGCAAGUUUGCCAGAAGAUUUACAUGGAAAAGGCGAAGGAUCUUGGCAAGGACAAGACUGAGAAGGAAGCUGAGGAGUGGUUCGAGGGCAUCCGCAACGUCAGAUUCGCGACCGAUGUCUUCACCUAA